Messenger RNA from Kwoniella shivajii, 2667 nucleotides. RefSeq lists its product as uncharacterized. NCBI's taxonomy places the organism in Eukaryota, Fungi, Basidiomycota, Tremellomycetes, Tremellales, Cryptococcaceae. The coding region runs from base 1 to 2667 and encodes 888 amino acids. The record is from RefSeq and is a predicted model, not a curated record. The transcript has 3 exons. Gene Ontology annotation, cellular component: nucleus. Gene Ontology annotation, molecular function: DNA-binding transcription factor activity, RNA polymerase II-specific; zinc ion binding.
AUGUCGUCGCUACUCCCAACAUCGACCCCAACAGAAGCUAGGGCAAAAAGAACACACGCUCGACGUUCUUGUGAUGUGUGUAAAGUUCGUAAGACUCGAUGUGAAUUGCCCGACCUAGACAUACCAUCAGGUCCACAUCCUCUACCCGUCGAUAAAGCAUGUCAUCGAUGUAGGGUACUAGCGUUACCGUGCAUCGUGGAUGACAGCGCCAAGAAACAGCGGAAGAGGACAAGGGAUGAUCGCACCAACAAUCCACAUACUCUGGCAGGUGCAACCGUAUCUGCCAACACAUCAGUAUCCAACGGAACACCACCCAAACGAAGAGCUCCAAAAGCCAAUCGAAUAGGAUCCUCAAAUGCUUCAAUACCUCUAGCACAACGACCGAGUAUCGUAAAUCAUUCCCUGGACGUGCUCCAUGGCAUUUCUCCCCUCGCCAAUCCCCCCGCCUCUCUUCACGAAGCGACGAUAAUACAGCCGCACACUCCGUCACGCAAUCAGAAUGAAUCCUUAAAUCAAUCGAGAGCCAUUAAAUUACAUGGCAGACCUGGAGAACUCGCUUGUGCGAUGCUGAAAGUAGCGUACGAAAAGAUUGAUCUGAAGAGAAGAGCCCCAAUGGACUUUGAGCUCGUCGACCUGAACGGCUUGAUAGAUGAGCAAAUGCAAGCUAGAUUAGAACCUGGCUUCUCUCAACUGAAGACUUAUCAUCCUUAUCUCGACCCCCUCGCCGAUAUUUUUUCAUCGUAUACCAACGAGCCCAGUAUUGCCAUUGCCCUUCUCCUUUCGACGGUGUUGUAUCUUGCCAGUCUUUCUUUACCAUCGGACGAAGCUGUACAAACACUUCGAACUACUCUCACUCCCAUGAUAUCGUCAAUGCGUGAUCGAGUGAUACUUCAGGUCACGCGGUCUUUCGUUACUCUUCAAGCUCUCGAAGUCCUUGCUGUUCAUAUGCCUCUGGGGGUACUUCCAUUGGAACUCUCAAGUCUGAAAGACUUGGCUGUUGCUAGAGGAAUCACUGUGGCCGCCAAACAUCUCAUGACGACAUUGGAAUUCGAUAUUCUCGUCGACUCAGUCAUGGCUGGACCUGGAAUUGCGUUUGCUUUUGAGUGCUCGGAUCUCUGGCUUUGGUUGAGUCUGAUCGCCGAUCAAGCUGCAGUCACAUUUGAAGAUUUCGUACCAGUCAAACCUGAUCUUUUGCAAAAAGCCCGUCAAUUCUCCGAUACGUUUUGCAAUUAUCAAGAUGGAAUGAACUAUUGGCAAGCGGGGAUUCGAGGAGGUGAUUAUGCCAUUCUUGUGGGCAAAUUGUCAGUGUGUGAUAAAUUAGCGAGAUUAGAAGAAGUGUUGGAUACGUGUGCAAGACUCAGAGGUGCUAUAGAGAUCAGCGCAAAUAACCCAAAUUUCGAUCCGGUGAAAGAGAUCCUUAAUGAAUUCGAGAAUCAUGAGAAAAGAAUGGAAGAAAUUGAUAGAAGGCAUGAUACCAUCAUUCACUUGUUGGCUGAAUUCACAAGAGGAGUCGAGACUGGCUGGCUAUCGUACCGAUCUAUCCGUCGACGAUAUGAAACUGGAAAAGUACAUGUAACAGGUCUCCGACUACUCAUGGCGACUCAUUAUCUACCAGGAUGUCCUUAUGCUUAUGCUGAUCUACCUCCUGGUUUCACACCUGCACAAGCUGUUUCAUAUGCUACUCAACGCGCUUUCGUUCCUGGCGAUAUCAUCCGAUUCAUAACCGAUACUGCUACACCCAAACCUGCUGUUGAAGCUGUAUGGGAAUGGGGACGACGAAGAGGCAUCAACACUGAAGCAUGUCUCGUAGCCUGUGGUGAAUUCGGACAAAACCUAGUCAACGAUCUGAACAAUCACGUGUACGCCACUGUCGUACCUAUACAUGAUGUAGUUUGCAUCGCCACCGAAGCUGCAAAAGUAUUGAUCGAAAUGGAAGCUGGAACUAUCCAAAUAUUACGAUCGACAAAUCAAAUUCAAAAAGCUUUCAGACAAAGAUCUUGGUUAAUAAUAAUGAAUCAAGUUUCUCAAACAUUCAGAAGUCUCAGUUCAUUAGCUCCUCAAGAUGCCGUUGGCGCUGGAGGUGAUUCAGUAUUUCAUGGAUGUAGUAACUUGAUUGGAUCAAUGGUCAGAUCAGCUGAAGAAUGGAUCAAAUUAUUAGAAAAGGAAGUUCCAGAAGAAAUGAGAGAUGAAACAGAACGUAACGUACCUUCAUAUAUAGCAACGGAUGAAAAUGGCUACCAUUCUCAAACACCACAUCAUGAUUCAAUGAGACAAGGUGGUGUCACAACUCAUCAACAAUAUAUGGAUACAUCAGAUCGAUGGAUGGCUUCUUCUUCCCAAGGUCCACAACCGAAUCAGCAACAACAGCAGCAACAACAGCAGCAACAACAACAACAACCAUCUCAGAAUGAUCCAAAUGGUACACAUCAACCGCAACAGGUAUUCCACUCAUAUCCCGGUAAUCAAACUCAAGGUCAGACCCAAUCGGGACCAUUCCCAAGGCCAAAUCCGGAAUUAGAUCGAUUACUAUCUGAGCUGUUUUGCUAUAACCUACCCUCUCAACAAGGACAUCAAAGACUUCAAGUCCAAGCACCUCCUCCACCUAUAUCUCACUCGCAACCUCAUCAACCCCUUCAAGAAAGCUGGCCACAGGAUAUGAGAUCCUAA